Penaeus vannamei (Pacific white shrimp) is the source of this 840-nucleotide messenger RNA. NCBI's taxonomy places the organism in Eukaryota, Metazoa, Arthropoda, Malacostraca, Decapoda, Penaeidae. The record is from RefSeq and is a predicted model, not a curated record.
AUGUGUAAAAAGGAACAGAAGUCACGCAGAACACAGAACAAGAACAGAAGUCACGCAGAACACAGAACGAGAACACACAGAAUAGAAAGGGACACCAGACAAGACAAGACAAGACAGAACAGAACAGGGACAGAAGUCACACAGAACAUAGAACGAGAACACACACAGAAUAGAAAGGGACACCGGACAAGACAAGACAAGACAGAACAGAAAGGAACAGAAGUCACACAGAACGAGAACACACAGAAUAGAAAGGGACACCAGACAAGACAAGACAAGACAGAACAGAACAGAAGUCACGCAGAACACAGAACAAGAACAGAAGUCACGCAGAACACAGAACGAGAACACACACAAAAUAGAAAGGGACACCAGACAAGACAAGGCAAGACAGAACAGAAAGGAACAGAAGUCACGCAUGAAAGGGACACAGACAAGACAGCAAGACAAGAACAGAUCAGAGUAGAAAGGGGACAAGAAAGACAAGACAAGACAAGACAGAACAGAAAGGAACAGAAGUCACACAGAACACAGAACAAGAACAUACACAGAAUAGAAAGGGACACCAGACAAGACAAGACAAGACAGAACAGAAAGGAACAGAAGUCACGCAGAACACAGAACAAGAACAGAAGUGGAACACAGAACGAGAACACAACACAGAAUAGGAAAGGGACACCGGACAGACAAGACAAGACAGAAACAGAACAGGGAACAGCGUCAGGAAUUUCGCCGCAACAAAAACAAUGCCGUUGCUGGGAGACACAAAGCAAUGAGGAAAAAAUACACCAUAGAUUACCCAAAAUUACUGCUAAUUUGGAAUCCCUUAAUCCAAAAUGA